Molecule: messenger RNA, 3198 nt
Organism: Aethina tumida (small hive beetle)
Lineage: Eukaryota; Metazoa; Arthropoda; Insecta; Coleoptera; Nitidulidae
Gene: yki
Product: transcriptional coactivator YAP1-A
Exons: 5
Coding region: 223-1446 (407 amino acids)
Biological process (GO): positive regulation of transcription by RNA polymerase II; hippo signaling
Cellular component (GO): nucleus; cytoplasm
Molecular function (GO): transcription coactivator activity; protein binding
Source: RefSeq, a predicted model, not a curated record
CAUCGGGCAUCGGGCAUCGGGAGACGGUGGGAAGUGGCGGAGACGGAGCGAGAGAGAGAGAGACGGCGAUCGUGCGGAGAGCGUAGUCGUAGCGAGCGUAGUUGUGUAUAGGUCGUCGGAGCGCGAGGUGAGUGCCUGUUGCGGACACCGUGGAAAAUUCAUUAGUGACACUGUGUCGGUGGUUGUGCUAGUCAGUUCCGGUCCCCUUGGUGCCCUCCGAAGAUGGCAUUGAACCAGGACGAGGACAAGCCAGUGCUGCGCGUGGACCAGGACUCCGAAACGGACCUACAGGCACUGUUCGACAGCGUACUGAAACCGAACUCGAAACGUCCGCUCCAGGUCCCAUGGAGUAUGCGGAACAUGCCCGAUUCGUUCUUCAAUCCACCAUCCACCGGUUCCAAGUCCAUCAAUCACUCGCGCGAGAACUCGGUGGACUCGGCCUUUGGUAGCGGCGCUGCCAAUUCCGCGUCCGUCAACUCGGUACCCCUGCAGACCGCACACCACCGUGCCCACAGUUCCCCAGCCUCCCUUCAACAGACUUACGCUGUCGGACAACAACAGACCCCAACACACCACCACAUCAAGCAGCGGUCCUACGACGUAGCCACCAAGACCGAGGACGAUACCCCUCUGCCGCACGGAUGGGAGCAAGCCAGGACUCCCGAAGGACAGGUGUAUUACUUAAACCACACGACCAGAACGACAACAUGGGAAGACCCAAGGAAAUCACUGGCUGCCCAGGCCGCCGCCGCCCAACAUCAAAGCGCCGAACACCUACUGUCCUCACAAACAUCACACCCAUCGCCGACUUCCACAUCUGCCAAAUUAACGACAGACGUAGAUUUAGGCCCAUUGCCGGAAGGAUGGGAACAGGCCCAAACUCCCGAGGGAGAAAUUUAUUUCAUUAAUCAUCAAACACGUACAACCUCGUGGUUUGACCCCAGAAUUCCCCAACACUUACAACAAAGGUCCCCCAGCAAUUUGGUAGGUUCGACGUGGCACAGCCCUCUGUCGCAAUCGCCGGCGAAGGCGCAGCAAGCGAGAUUACACCAGCUCCAGUUGGAAAGGGAGAAGCUGAGGCAGAGGCAGCAGGAGAUCAGACGACAGGAAUUGAUCAGGAGCAGUAGUCCGAUGGACCCGUACAUAUCAAAUUAUACAGAUCACUCUAGACAAGAGUCUGGGGACAGUGGGUUAGGAAUGGGUAACUUUUCUUUGCCUCACACCCCUGAGGAUUACCUAUCCAACAUAGACGACAAUAUGGAUGUGGCGAGCGAAACACACACAAUGGACACGCCGGAUAUAUCGACUUUAAGUGAUAAUAUUGACUCAACAGACGACUUAGUACCGACUUUGGGAUUGGAUGAGGAGUUUCCGAUUUUAGAAGAGGUACAGUCGUUGAUAAACACACCCACCACGAGGCCUGAUAACGUACUCAUCUGGUUGUAAUGUUCAAGUGCCUAUGCUCAUUUUCGCUCAUAAGGAAAACAGUUUAUUUUUAAUACAAUUUUUUAUUUCUGUUGUAUGAAUUAUUUAUUUAUUCGAAUGUUUAUCGGUAAGCUGUUUUCUGUUGUAUUUGCAAUAUACCACUAGCAUACGCUUUAAAUGGCAAUAAUAUUCAAAAUAUAAUUUAGUUAUCAAAUUGUUGAUUAAAAAAGUUUCAUUUUAGCAUUUGUAAUUGUCACUCAAUAUAUGGGAUCGUUAUUUAACUAUUGGGUAUGUUUUUCAUACGUAUUUUAUAGUUUUUAAACUAAGUUAGUUGUUGUAGUUGAAUAUUCAUAUUUUUUCUAUUGUAAUUGUUUGAUUUAAAAGUACUGAAGACAACUAACACGUUUUUUUAAAAUAUUUAUUUAUUGUUGUGUUCUAGAAUAACAUUAUUUAACGUUUACAUGUACUUUUAUACCGUCAUAUGUAAUAUAUUUCUACAUAUUACCCAAAUUGAACUUUUAUAUUGGCAGUGAGAUUUACACAAUUUCUAUGAUAUACAUACGAUAUACACCGGUAUAUCUAUAAGUUAUAUACAACUUAUAUGUUAGUUCAUACGCAGCAUAUUCAAAAAUCGGCGUUUGCCCCACAAAUAACAGUACAGUUGAUAUGUGAAUAUAGCAAUACGAACAAAUGAACCGAAUUUUGAAUAUUCUGUCCUGCACAAACAUGUGCAAUAACUGACUGUUUUACAUUAGCCAAGAGCUAAAGUAACAACACGUUGCUCAUAAUUUAAACAAAUCCAUCCAUUUUGGUGCCUUUAAUGAUAGUGUAUAUAUUAUCGACAAUCGUUAAUUAUAAUAAUAGAUUUAUAGACUUUAAUAUACAUUAUUUUCACUAACAUUAUAAAAGAAAGUUUUUCAGAACAAUUCACAACAGUUUACGCCCCACAAAACAUUUACUAUAUUUACAGUUUAUUGAGAUUAAUCUAAUUGUAAGUCGAAAUUGUUGUGGAUGGUUCUGGAAUACUGUAUAUAUCAGUGCCUUCAGACACGUUUCACUUUUAGUGUAGAUUAAGUAUUAGCUUUAAUUAACAUUUUCGAAAUGUUUUUUACUCAACGUCUGUCACGUAUUUAAUUUAUCCAUGUUCAAUUUAUUAUACAACCCUCCACAAUUAAUCAUGAGUGUAAAUAUAUGUCGGUUAGGUUUUAUAUUCAUAUUUUUCAACGCUACUUAAUGUUUAAAACAAAAAAUUAAGCAACAGACGAAAUGUACCUUUAACAGGCUUUUUUAAACCAUGUCAAAAUUCACUCAUAUUCUGACAAUACUCUAAAUUAUAUACGAUUUUAUUUUAUAUAAUUUUUAGUAUUAUUUUUUUUAUUGCUAGAACCUGAAUUGAAUUGAAUCUUUCUCAUCUAGGAUUGAUCAAAAGUGCGCUGAAUGUAUAGUCAAAUGUGAAUAUUAAUUUGAAAUUACAAAAUUCUAAUUGUAACUGUACACAUAUCAUAGAUUAAGGUGCAUUUUUAAAUGUGUUCAAAUCAAAUACUCAAGACUAUUGUACUAUUUAUUGCAACGGCUGUACAAAUCAGCGGAAAACUGUAAAUGGUAAUUUUAUGUUGUUUAUUUUGUAGAAAGUGUAAAAUGCAACAUCAUUUUUUGCAGGGACUUUUGAUUAACCUACUAGAAACCUUUAUACAGUUUACAAUAUGAUUAAUUAUGUAUUUGAUUUUGUGAAAUUGUAUUAGACAUAUUGUAAAUAUAUAUUUUAAAAGUGAA